Messenger RNA from Helianthus annuus (common sunflower), 1036 nucleotides. Its product is annotated as transcription factor LAF1. Lineage: Eukaryota; Viridiplantae; Streptophyta; Magnoliopsida; Asterales; Asteraceae. The transcript is spliced from 3 exons. The record is from RefSeq and is a predicted model, not a curated record. The coding region runs from base 131 to 901 and encodes 256 amino acids.
CAAACCAUAUAUAUAAAACUCAGUUGUUCAUAUCAUUCAUCAUCAACUUCUCUACUCAUUCUCUGAUCCUUAGCUUUUAUUUUGCUCAAAAACUCGUUACUUGAGGUGCAAGUAAUCGAAUAAGCCGAAGAUGAAGCAUAAGAGAGGGUUAUGGUCUCCUGAUGAGGACCAAAAGCUAAAAGAUUAUGUGAUGAACUAUGGUCAUGGUUGUUGGAGUGCUGUCCCUAUAAAUGCAGGUUUGGAACGUAACGGAAAAAGUUGCAGAUUAAGGUGGAUUAAUUAUCUUAGACCAGGGUUAAAGAAAGGAGCAUUUUCUAUGCAAGAAGAAGAAACUAUUCUAACCCUUCAUGGCCUUUUUGGCAACAAAUGGUCACUAAUAUCUCAACAUUUACCCGGGCGGACCGAUAAUGAGAUAAAGAAUCACUGGCAUUCUUAUCUAAAAAAACGAGUGGCGAAACCAGAAAAUCUUGGUAGUCAGAUUAAACAAGAAUGUACAAACUACACGAACAUGGGACAUACCGGAUCAUUAACAUCAUCAUCGCUAUCAUCAUCAUCAUCAUCAUGCAUGAGCUCGGUUACACCAAACCCAAGUUUCAAUUCUUCUGAUUUCGCAAAAGUCAACAAAUUACCAAAGAUUUUAUUUUCAGAUUGGCUUAGCCUAGAAGAAUUUAGUGGAUGUGAGAGUUUGGUUUGUAGGGAUGGGAUUAGCAAUGGGUCAACUUACCAAAAAGCCCAUGUGAAUGAUUUGGUAUCAUAUGAAGGAUCUAUAGAUAGCUGUGAGACAGUCAAUUGUCUAAGCAAUUAUUCAAGUGAAGAUAUGUUCCAUACACAAAUGAAAAUUGAUCAAAUUUUCAACUUUAACGGUGGAGAUUUCAACAUUGAAGACUUGUUGCAUAUGUAAGGAACAAGGAAGUGAGUAGCAUCUAAUUCUGUAAAUUGAUUGUCAUUAAUGUUAUAUUAUAAGUUUCUUUGUAUGUAAACAAAUUCAUGGAGUUCUUUCAUGGUUUCUCCCUAAUAACUACAGUUUUUGUCUUUC